AAAGCACCAAGACUGCUUAUUCCGCUAAAACAGUAAAUAAAAAAGACCUCUUAUGCUGGAAAAGUCAGAAAGUCAAGUCAGAAAAGAAAGUGCUAACGUGCAGCUCCCAUUCCGAAUCCAAGAGAAACCCUAAGAGAAGACCAUGCUACCAGUCCUAGCUGGCACCGAAGCCAAGGGAAAGCAUUUGAACAAGAGGAAUGAAAGAAGAGCUUAUUCGUAUUCAAUGCUAGCCGACCCAGCCUCCCAGAUCCGCAUCAGCGAGUGGUGUGACGACGACCAAGCCAAUCUUGACAUUUCAAAUAACGAUUUGAAU
Messenger RNA from Rubroshorea leprosula, 313 nucleotides. NCBI's taxonomy places the organism in Eukaryota, Viridiplantae, Streptophyta, Magnoliopsida, Malvales, Dipterocarpaceae. The record is from the annotation of a GenBank genome assembly.